Messenger RNA from Ostertagia ostertagi, 366 nucleotides. The record is from the annotation of a GenBank genome assembly. NCBI's taxonomy places the organism in Eukaryota, Metazoa, Nematoda, Chromadorea, Rhabditida, Trichostrongylidae.
ACUUUAUUCGUUGCAGUAUCUCACGUGAAAGUCCUUGACAAAGAGACUAUCCAAGAUGGUGAUCCUCUCAGUGAUGUGCAGUACACGCUUGAGCACUUAGAGGUGUUCAAAUAUGCAGAGCAAAUUCCACUAAUGGUAAUGGUCAACCGUACGUUGAACACAAGUCAAGGGCAGUUGUAUCUGGGUCCGGGAGGAGAUCGUUGCCUGCUUUUUGUGUGCGGCAGCUUCUACAACGACUUAUUUCACACGUCAACAUGUGGACAGAUCGUGACUGACGAACCCAGCGACAAUUUCUCUGGUGGCCUCAUGGAAUGGACUGAUAUCUCAGCCACCUUUUUGAGUCGACUGAAAUCAUUUACCUGCUGA